Molecule: messenger RNA, 1724 nt
Organism: Capsicum annuum
Lineage: Eukaryota; Viridiplantae; Streptophyta; Magnoliopsida; Solanales; Solanaceae
Product: probable amidase At4g34880
Exons: 5
Coding region: 38-1588 (516 amino acids)
Source: RefSeq, a predicted model, not a curated record
UUGAAGUAGAUAGCUUCAACCACUUUGACAACAAAAAAUGUCUCUUUUUUCCAUUCUCUUCAUUUCUCUGUGCAUGAUAUUAUCCAUCUUCAGUAACAAAUCUGAGGCGAAAACAUUCUCAUUUAAGGAAGCAAGUAUAGAUGAUAUUCACAUAGCUUUCAAGCAAAACAGACUUACCUCAAGACAACUUGUUGAGUUCUAUCUAAGUGAAAGCCAGAAAGCUAAUCCAAUUCUUAAAGGGAUCAUAGAAGUGAAUCCAGAUGCACUUUUUCUUGCAGAUAGAGCUGAUCAAGAACGAAAAUCGGGGGUGCCACUGUCCAGCAGGCUACAUGGUAUACCAGUUCUUGUCAAGGACAACAUUGCAACAAAAGAUAAACUUAACACAACAGCAGGAUCACUAGCACUUGUUGGGUCCAUUGUGCCAUCACUAGCACUUGUUGGGUCCAUUGUGCCACAAGAUGCUGGUGUGGUCAAGAAGUUGAGGAAUGCUAGUGCUAUCAUACUUGGCAAGGCAACUAUGACUGAAUGGGCUGCUUUUAGAACUGAGAAUAUCCCUAGUGGUUGGAAUGGCAGACUUGGUCAAGCUCUGAAUCCUUAUGUAGCAAGUGCUGAUCCAUCAGGUUCAAGCACUGGUUCUGCAACAUCAGUAGCAGCAAACCUUGCAGCAGUAGCAUUGGGGACAGAAACAGCAGGAUCCAUUCUAUAUCCAGCCAAUUCUAAUUCAGUUGUUGGAGUCAAACCAACUGUUGAACUCACUAACAGGGCAGGUGUUAUCCCAAUUUCACAAUUGCAAGACACUGUUGGACCAAUCUGCAGGACAGUAUCUCAUGCUGUUGAGGUUCUUGAUGUCAUUGUUGGCAUCGAUCGAGAUGAUUUUCCAGCUACUAAAAAGGCUUCUACUUACAUUCCACAUGGUGGAUACCGGCAAUUUCUUAAGGCUGAUGAGCUCAAACAUAAAAGACUAGGUAUUUUAAAGGACCUUUUUGGUUCCAAUGAUAUCAAAGCUUGCCAACACCAUUUCAACACCUUGAGGCAAAAAGGAGCAGUAUUAGUUGACAACGUCGAAGUACCUAACAUCAACUUGGUCUACAGUGCUAUUGUUAAUGCUCAAGACAUAGCACUUUUUGCUGAAUUCAAGAUGGACCUAAAUGCAUAUCUUAAGAAGCUAGUUCACACUCAAGUCCGAUCCUUGGCAGAUGUCAUAGCCUUUAACAAGAUUUCAGCUUCGGAAAAGUUCAAAGAAUAUGGUCAAGGCAUAAUGAUGGCAGCUGAGAAGACGAAUGCAAUAGGGAAAUUGGAAAGGGAGGCACUGAGGAACAUAACAAAAGUAUGCAAAUACAAGUUUGAGAAGAUGAUAAAAGUUAAUAAGCUAGACGCGUUGAUGUCACCUGGUGCAGACAUUGCUAGUCUUCUCGCGGUCGAAGGUUAUCCAGGGAUCAAUGUACCUGCUGGUUAUGAUAAAAGUGGAGUUCCCGUUGGAAUUUCCUUUGGAGGACUGAAGGGUUCAGAGCCAACACUCAUCGAGAUUGCAUAUGGUUUUGAACAAGCAACUCAUAUCAGGAAGCCCCCUCCUUCACAUCCUCGAUAAGAAUUACAUAUUCGACUCGAUCUAGAAUGUAUGCACAUCCGAAAUGAUGUGUUCGUUAUCAAGUACAGCAUUCCAGAGCAAAAUGUUGACAGACAAAUAAUCAUAUAGUAAUAUCGAUGAACUUUUAUAUCUUCUG